UUAAAAAUGACAAAAGCAAAACAUGGCAAGCUAAUCUCCGUCUCAUCUCAAAGUUUGACACAGUGGAAGACUUCUGGGCGUUAUACAAUCACAUUCAGUUCUCAAGUAACUUAAUGUCAGGAUGUGACUACUCCCUCUUCAAGGAUGGCAUUGAGCCCAUGUGGGAAGAUGAGAGAAACAAGCGGGGCGGUCGCUGGCUGAUUACCCUGUCCAAACAGCAGCGUAGAGCCGACCUGGACCGCUUCUGGUUGGAGACGCUUUUGUGCCUUGUGGGAGAAUCAUUUGAUGACCACAGUGACGACGUCUGUGGUGCUGUCGUCAACAUCCGAACAAAGGGAGACAAAAUAGCAAUAUGGACAACAGACUACGAGAACAAAGAUGCUGUUGUACACAUAGGGCAUGUGUAUAAGGAAAGAUUAGGUGUGCCUUCGAAAGUCAUCAUUGGAUACCAGUCACAUGCAGACACAGCCACCAAAAGUGGUUCCACCACCAAGAAUAAGUUUGUUGUUUAAGGAAUGCUGCAACAGUCUGAAUCUUUAUCAAAUUCCGAUCUUCAUCAGAAGAGACAGACAAACAAAAACAAAAGUCCUGGGAUCUGACCUUUCACACAAUGUUGUGGGGGAAAUUAAAAGCCUUCAGAUUAGUAUAUAGAAGGAUUUAAUCAGAGGAAUAUUGUAUUUACAAAACUGUACAGUGUAUAAAAACAGAGCCAUGUUCUAUUUUUUUUUUUUUUAAAUGUCAGUGUACUAUUAACUGAUCUUUUGCUGGUGGGGAUGGGAAGUGUAUUCAGUUAAAUUAUGAAUAUUUUUCUUUCAUAUUCUGUUUGCCUUUUUAUGUUGGGUUGCAGUUACUAAAUCUUAAGUGUAAUUUAUUUAUUUUUUACUUACACAUGUUUCUUCUUUGGAUUCAGUGUUUGAGUGAUUUGGACAGUAAACUGAUCAUGACAUUUCUAAUUACACUAUUCAAAUAAUUCUUGUAUUGCAGCUUGAGAAUGUCAAAGGUUGAUUCUGUUCAAAGACUGUUGUAUACAUGUGUAUUUUUGCAGUCUUGUUUUACAUUCCUCAUGUGAAAUGUUCAAGGCCGUAUUGAGAAAACUGAUCUCCGGUUCUCACCUUUUCCUAAGGAGUUUAAUUGAGUUGCCUGACUUUGUAACAAAUAAAAUGUACAGUGCAUUGUCUAUAUCCAGUGAAGAGGCUCUGAAAUUCAUCUGUUGAUGAUAAAUAAAUAAUCUGC
Molecule: messenger RNA, 1233 nt
Organism: Sinocyclocheilus grahami
Lineage: Eukaryota; Metazoa; Chordata; Actinopteri; Cypriniformes; Cyprinidae
Product: eukaryotic translation initiation factor 4E-1A-like
Exons: 6
Coding region: 114-512 (132 amino acids)
Biological process (GO): translational initiation
Cellular component (GO): eukaryotic translation initiation factor 4F complex; cytoplasm
Molecular function (GO): RNA 7-methylguanosine cap binding; translation initiation factor activity
Source: RefSeq, a predicted model, not a curated record